AUGGAGCACCCAGAGAAUCCCGUGCUGCCUGACGAGGCGCAUUGGGAUCAGACGGGCACAGUCUUUGACUUGGGAUUGCUGCAAGAGAAUGUUACAGUUACAGGCCAGCCUGCCGACCUUUAUUUCCUUCAAGUGGGCGCAGAACCCAUCGAAACCAAACUAGUAUGGCGCAUGUGGAAUUCAUGGCGACCCCGUGGAAGCAUUGGGUAUUCAACGUCGACAGACGGAAAGACCUGGAACCAGACCCUGGCCGUAUCCCUGCCCCCAAAUGGAGGCUGGGAGCACGCGAUUAAUCGACCGUUCGUGAAAAAGAUUGCAACUGGAAAAUAUGGCAUGUGGUAUACUGGACAAGGUGCAGAUCUCGGGGGUCUUGUGGACGGAUCCAUUGGUUACGCGGAAAGUCCAGACGGGAUCAUCUUCACCAGAACCAGUGAUAAGCCAGUAUUGAAACCUGAAUAUCCAUGGGAGAAAGAUGCCGUCAUGACGCCGACAAUCGUCGACCUCCCAGGUGGCGCACUGCGCAUGUACUAUGCAGGCGGCGAGACGUACGAGCCUGAUUCGAUUGGUGCGGCUCAUUCUUACGACGGUGGGCAUACAUGGAUCAAGUUUGGAAACCCGGUUCUGACGCCUGAUCAGAAUUCUGGUAAGGUCGGUGAAUGGUGGGACUCGUACAAGGUCACCAGCCCCCACGUCAUCCUCGGCGACGAUGGAUACUACUACAUGUUUUAUGCUGGCUUCCGAAACGUUGACUAUUCUUCAAUUGGAGUCGUUCGGUCCAAGGAUGGAUUAACGUCUUGGGAGCGAUUGACAAACAACCCAAUCAUUGACAUCAUCCCGGGAACUUGGAAGUGCGACGCAGCCUACAAGCCGUUCGUGGGCUGGUCGGAAGAUCAACAGGAAUGGCUCCUGUGGUACAAUGGACGAUGCAAUAGAGACGAAAGGAUUGGUGUUUCGAUCUUGAAAUCCCGGACUUUUGGUAGGUUUAUCAAGCGGUGA
Exophiala spinifera is the source of this 996-nucleotide messenger RNA. RefSeq lists its product as uncharacterized. Bases 1 to 996 code for a protein of 331 amino acids. Lineage: Eukaryota; Fungi; Ascomycota; Eurotiomycetes; Chaetothyriales; Herpotrichiellaceae. The transcript is spliced from 2 exons. The record is from RefSeq and is a predicted model, not a curated record.